AUGCCCGUUUCUUGUUCCGCCCAUGCCUGUACUAAUCGAAGGCAACGUGAUGGCAAUAUCCAUUUUUUUUCAUUUCCUUUAAAAAAUGCUGAAAGAAACCAACUUUGGAUAAACGCUGUAGGGCGUAAAGGAUUUAUUCCAACAAAAAACAGUGCUAUUUGCAGCAGUCAUUAUGUAGCAUCCGAUUUCAAAAUAAAUCCAGGAGGCAAUUACCGUUUACAUUUAAAUGAUACUGCUGUACCAUCUGUUUUCUCUGUCAUUGCUGGUGUGGUAGGUGCACAAAAACCACAGUACGAAAUCUGGGGCAAUACCGUGAACGUUGCGUCUCGGAUGGACAGUUGCGGGAUUAUGGGCAGAAUUCAGGUCACUGAAGAUACGGCUAAAAUCCUGAUGGCAGCUGGUUAUGAUUGUGAAUGUCGGGGCCCAACAUACGUUAAAAGAAAAGGCACAUUGACAACGUAUUUUGUAAGAACACAAUACGACCAGAAAUCGAAAUAA
Messenger RNA from Macrosiphum euphorbiae (potato aphid), 498 nucleotides. Lineage: Eukaryota; Metazoa; Arthropoda; Insecta; Hemiptera; Aphididae. The record is from the annotation of a GenBank genome assembly.